UAAAAGGAGAACCGCACCGGCCUCUCUCCAUCGCCAUCGCCAUUGCCUCGACCAGAGCAGAGGAACAGAUGCCAUGGAUCGUCCUGCAAGCCACAUGCAACUAACCCCCGCAAGUUCUUGCGUUUGGGUGAGCUCGUGGUUGAGCAUGGUUCCUACAUUGCAUGGGCUCAUGGCCCAAUCACUCGAUUUGUUGGUUGCCCACUAGAACUAACGUGGACUGUCUCAAUUCGCUAGACCGCCGUUCAAGACCCAUCGCUUCUCCCCUACCUAAGUGCCCACCAAUUCUGGAAACAAUCCCGACUCCCGGCCACGCACAAUGGCUUCUACCGAGGAGCCUGUCCCUGUUCCCGCUCCCGUGGAGGUGGACACCGAAAAUGCACCCCCCGCGACCCCAGUCGAGUCGACCGUCAUGUCCGGCAGCGAGGGUCCCCUGACUAGUCCGGAUGUCUCCAAAGACAAAGAGAAUGCCAAAGCUUCCCCGGUGAAGAAGAGCCCAACAUCGACUACGGCCACCAAGCAGCCCGUAUCUGGAACCACCAAACGGCCCAGCUCCAUGUCCGGCCCGCCGAAGACAACGUCCACGACGCGUGCGUCGACCAAUGGCAGCACCCUGAACAAACCUCCUACACGCCCAGCCACUACGACCACAGUCCGCAAGCCUCUCAGCACGUCCACGACUGCCUCGCACCGAUCUCGCGCUUCGGUCAGCAGCUCCGCCGAUGAGAAAUCCCGAUCGGCCGUGAGCUCAGCUGAUGAAAAGCGGGGGAUCUCUAGUACUGCAAAACGCAUGUCUCUCGUUGGAACCCCGGGCACCCGGGCACCGGUCAGGCCGAGCUCGAUUCACGACCGGCGGUCCAGCAUUGCCAGCACUACAACGGCCGAGAAGAGGAGCUCCGUAUCCUCUGUCUCACGAACUAGCACCACUUCUGCAAGACCAGCGGCGAAGCCGACGACAACUUCGACUGCUCGCCCGUCAAGCUCCUCGACGAGCGCGACGCGGACUGCCACUAGGCCCUCUUCAACGGCCACGCGGCCAACCUCGACCGCAACGAAGAGGUUGAGCACCGUCACCAAGAGCUCGGGGGAGGACAUUGAAAAGCUGCACUCCCUCCAAGGCAAAUUGUCAGAAAGUGAGGCAACCGUGGCGAGCCUGAGAGCGGAGCUGGAAACGGUAAAUGAGAAAUUAGUCCAGCUGUCCGUGUCUCAGGCCGAGGAUAGCUCCAAGGACAACGACGAGGCCCUCAAGACCCUUCGGGAACAGCAUGAGGCCGAACUUAAGCGACUGGCAGCGGAUCAUGCAGAGCAGCUGCAGGUCUUACGGGCCCAGCUGGAAGAGGCCGAGGCGACGCGUAAGAAGCUGGAAGAGAAGUCCCUUAAAGACCUAGAUGAAGCGGCUAAGUCAGCCUCUGCUCAGGGAGAUGAUCAGGCUGCUGCGGCUUUGGAGGAAUUGAAGCAAUCCCAUCAAGCGCAGUUAGAGGCCCUGGAAAAGGAGCUUGCGGAACAGAAGGCCUCCGCAGCUGCCUAUGCGGAGCAGAUUGAGUCCCUUAAGGUGGAAUUAGAUUCGCAAAGAAAUACCUUGGAGAAUGCCACCAAAGGUUUUCAGGAAGAAAAGGCGUUAGCCCUUGAUGGCCUUGAGCGGGAGUUGAAUGGCCGGGAUCAAGUCAUCGCCAAUCUGAACGUGGAGAUGGAGAAAUUGAAUCAAGCCAAGCAGCAGGAAGUUCACGCUGCGGAGGAGUCUGCUAAAAAGGCAGUUUCUACACUCGAGGAACAGGUUGCUUCUCUGAAUGCUAAGCUUACGGAGGCAGAGUCAGCUACCAAGGGUAAUGAAGAGACUCCAGCAGUAGUUGCCGAAAAGGACAAGGAGAUCGCAGACCUGAAGGAGUCCUUGGAAAAGUUGCAGAUCGAGCUCCAGGAGGUCCGUGAGUCCGCUGCGAACGAGCUAAGCGAAAAGAUCAAGGAGCUGGAAGCGGCUCAUGACGCUGCUGUUGCCAAGCUGAAGGCGGAGCAUGAUGAAGCCCUGGCCUCUGCCGCCACAACUCAUGCCCAAGAACUUGCUGCUGCGAAGGAAACUGCCGAAUCGGCCGGCACCACGCACUCCCAGCAAGUUCAGGAACUCCGGGAAGCCCUAGAGGCGGCGGAAACCGCGGCUAAGAAGGGCCGGGAAGAUGCUACCAGCGAACUGAACGCCGCCCACCAGGCGGAGCUGCAGGCCCUUCAGCAGAAGCUUGACCUGGCGGAACAAGCCCUUAGCGAGGCGCGACAAUCAGCGGAGGAGGGUGCCAACUCCGCCCAUGCUGUCGCGGUCCAGGAGAUUGAGCAGCUGAAGGAGAAGGUCGGCGCGUUGGAGUCCCAGCUAUCGACCGAACAGGGCGAGAUCAAGUCCCUCCAGGAGGAGGUUCAGAGCAAACAGCAACAAGCCGAAGCUUUGCAGCAAAGUCUUAUCGCGUUCGAGAGCAAGACCAAGGCCAAGGAUGCUGAGCAGGAAGGCCAACUGAGAGCUCUCGAGGAGAAGGCGGCGCUGGCCGAGAAGGCAUUGGAGAACCAUCUCAAGGAAGCCUCUGCUACUGCCGACAAACAUUCGCAGGUCCUCGAGGAGAGGGCCGCAGCAGCGGAGAAGGCACUGCAGGAUCAUCUUGAGGAAGCGUCUGCUAAUGCUGAUAAGCACUCGAAGCUCCUCGAAGAGAAGGCUGCUGCAGCGGAGAAGGCACUGGAGGAACAUCUCAAGGAAGCGGCUGCUGCCGCCGAUAAACACUCCCAGACCCUCGAGGAGUUGAAGGCGGCACACGCCGCAGAGCUGGAGAAGGCUAAGGCCGAUGCAUCUGGAUCUCUCGAUCAAGCCCUCAGUGAACUACAGACGAAAUACAACGCCUUGUCAUCUACCCAUCGUGAACUGGAGGCCAGCCACGCGCAGAAGGUCGAGACCCUCGAAGCUGAGCUCAAGUCAACCCUCGAACGCCAUGCUGGCGAGCUUGCCUCUCACACCGAGGCUCAUGGUAAGGAGCUUGCAGAGCUCCAGAAGGAGUACACCGAGAUCAAGUCCCAGUUGCAGGCCGAGCUGGAAGCUCUUCGGGAGUCCAAGGCUGUGGAGACUGACGCUGAGCACAACAAGGCAAUCGAAGAGCUCCUCACCGUCCAUGAAGAGAAGCUCUCUAGCGUUCGGGCUGAUCUGGAAUCCUCUAACAAGGCCACACUUGAUGAGCUUCACAAGUCCCACGCCGCGGCCCUCGCCGAGGUUCAUGAACAGCUUUCUCACGCCCAGGCAGCUGCGCAGGACAGCUCUGUCUUGGACGCCUUGAAGGCAACCAUUGCGGACCUGGAGAAGAAAUUGUCCGACGCCGAGCAGUCUGUUGCUGAAUCCAAGGAAAUUGCCAGCAAGCAGGGCGCUGAGCUUUCCAGGAUCGAAGCCGAGAAGAAUGAGUGGGAGCAGAGACACCAGUCUGUGAGCAGCCGGGUGGAGGAGCUCGAAAAAUCUGUGGCGGCUUCAGAUAGCUCCAAGUCCGAAGUGGAUACCGUGCUUCACCAGCUAUCGGCGUCCCAGGAGGAGCUGUCGCAGCUCAAGAGCAAGCAGGCGGCCAUCCACAUCGAGCUCGACGAGCUGAGGACGCAGAACCGGGCGAUGGACGAGAAGCUCAUGCAAGGCGAGAGGGACCUGAACGACCAGAUUGACAAGAACAUGUCGCUGCUCAACCAAUUGGGAGAGGUGGAUUCGGCCAUCUCUAGCAGCCGCAAGCGCAUCCGCGAGCUCGAGGCUGAAGUGGCGGCGCUGAAGGCCGAGAGAGACAGUGCCAAGGGGGGUCUUGAGACCAGCCGGUGGGCGGCCGAAGACGAGAAGGCCCCUGCUGGAGGAAACGCAGGUCCGGCCACAGUGGAAGGUGAGGACCUUGGUUCAUCCAUUGAGGGAACGAUAGCAAGCAUUCAGGAACAGCUUAAGCACAUCCGCACGGCCAACGAUGACUGGUACGAUGAACACCAACGACUCAUUCGAGAACUUGCUCAAGUAUCACAACGAGCGACGCCUGAACGGAGCCCCGCGAUGACUCCGCAGCCGGAACUCAGUUCAGACGAAGGAUCGAGGUAAAUCAUCAAAACCGCUUAAGAGGUUGCGCGUGACCUCUGCUUAUUUCCUUUUCCCUUUUCCUUUGUUUCUGAUUGGAUUGCCGUUCCGGUUCUUCUUGUAUUAACUAUGCAGUUGUAUGUAAUAAGAGCUCAGGAUACCCCUGUUUAGCCUCCGCUGUGAUCGCCGCUCAUGCAUAUUUUCUUUUAUUCCAGUGUGGACUGACCCUCCCAUUGAUGCGUUGUCCGCUGAUGCGUUGGGCUGCCACUGUGGUUGUAUUUCCUUAUCUCGUUUUUCUUUUCUUUUUCUUAUGUGUGCAGUCAUGGGUCACCUGAUUAAUGCAGUGUACUAUAUAGUGACAUGUUUACCGUGUCAGAAGAAGAGGGAAAAGCCAAAAACAAACAAGGAACCAGUAUGAUAUUUUAAUUAUGACCUUUCGAUCCUAUUCAGGGGUAUCAAUGAGCAAUUACACGCCGUAUUAGAGACAAUGUAGUAGUAGUAAAACAAGGAGAAAAAAAAAAAAAAA
Aspergillus alliaceus is the source of this 4580-nucleotide messenger RNA. Its product is annotated as M protein repeat protein. Lineage: Eukaryota; Fungi; Ascomycota; Eurotiomycetes; Eurotiales; Aspergillaceae. Bases 317 to 4078 code for a protein of 1253 amino acids. Gene Ontology annotation, biological process: Golgi vesicle transport. The transcript is spliced from 3 exons. Gene Ontology annotation, molecular function: small GTPase binding. The record is from RefSeq and is a predicted model, not a curated record. Gene Ontology annotation, cellular component: Golgi apparatus.